CUUCAACUCGGUUGGACCGCUCACUUCAGCUUACCCAGAAGCUGAAAAAACAAAUUUUCUCUCUAAAAAACACCGUAUAUCUCUUUCAUAUAUGAAAAACUUAUCUAAAACUUCGAAAUUUCUCGAUAGUACCCUUUACAUUUUGAAUAAUUUAAUCAACGACCCCCUGCGUCACAUAUUAAUCUGUUUCUCCACCAAAAAUAUAUCUUACAAGUAGUGUUGCCAGUAUUGUUAACUUUAAAAGCUAACAUUACCCCGUUUGUUGUUUAAAUUUAGUAUAAUUGUAAAUAUAAAUUGUUGAGAAGCGGUUUUUAAGAAUAGUAUAGAAGUUAUGUCCAAGUUAACACUGGACGGCUUUUUUUCGUACUGCAAGCAAAUUGCCGAACAUAUCCAGUUGGGCGAGAGAAUGGCGGCUUUAUCCGGUCAAGGCACACCUAAGCUGACAUCUGCUGUCGGCAACCUGUACUACGAUUCCAUCCUCCCGUACCGUGAGGACGCAAACACCCAGACGCGGGAAUUCCUGGCACGCGUUGUUGAUGUACUUCUGGAUUUCGUGCAGCAGGUCAACGACCGCAAUGAAAAGAUCUUAGAGUUCAGAAUGCCGGAGGAGAUGAUGAAGAUGCUGGACUUGCAGCUGCAUGAUGAACCACUGCCCUUACGGCAGCUGUUGGAGGACUGCAAGAUUACGCUCAAGAACCAGGUCAAAACCGGGCACCCUCAUUUCUUCAAUCAGCUGUCCUGCGGUCUGGACAUCAUCUCUUUGGCAGGAGAAUGGCUGACAGCUGCUGCCAACACCAACAUGUUCACUUACGAGAUAGCACCAGUCUUCAUACUCAUGGAGAACGUGGUCUUGGAGAAGAUGAGGAGCAUGAUCGGCUGGAAGAGUGGGGAUUCAAUCCUAGCACCAGGUGGCUCGGUGUCCAACCUGUACGCAUUCUUGGCAGCUCGGCACCACAAGUUCCCCCAGUACAAGGAGAAGGGGCUGACCAGCAUCCCUGGACACCUGGUCAUGUUCACUUCAGACCAGUGUCACUACUCGGUGAAGUCUUGCGCCUCCGUCUGCGGCCUCGGCACGGACUACUGCGUCGCCGUGCCGAGCGACGAGCGCGGGAAAUUGAUACCUUCCGAACUGGAGCGACUCGUGCGGUACCAUAAGGACAGGGGCAAUGUGCCAUUCUUCGUGAAUGCAACUUCAGGAACCACCGUACUGGGAGCCUUCGAUCCAUUGGUCGAGAUCGCUGAUAUCUGCCAAAAAUACGAUAUGUGGAUGCAUGUUGACGCGGCAUGGGGUGGCGGUUUGCUGUUCUCCAAGAAGUACAGACACCCUCGUCUCACCGGCAUCGAGAGGGCUGACUCUGUGACUUGGAACCCACACAAGCUGAUGGGCACCUUGCUUCAAUGCUCAACAGUUCAUUUCAAAUAUGAGGGCAUUCUGCUCAGCUGCAACGCGAUGUCUGCGGAGUAUUUGUUCAUGACCGACAAGAUAUACGACCCUCGCUACGACACCGGGGACAAGGUCAUUCAGUGCGGGCGACACAACGACAUUUUCAAGCUGUGGCUGCAGUGGCGCGGGAAGGGCACAUCCGGCUUCGAACGCCUGAUGGACCGUCUGAUGGAGCUUUCGGAGUAUAUGGUGCGCCGCAUCCGCGAGCAGCCGGACCGGUUCUACCUGAUCCUGGAGCCGGAGCUGGUGAACGUCAGCUUCUGGUACCUGCCGCGACAGCUGAGGGGCGUGCCGCAUGACAAACACAAGGAGAUCAAGCUGGGGAAGGUUUGCGCCAAGUUGAAAGGUAAAAUGAUGCAAGCCGGCACUAUAAUGGUCGGGUACCAGCCAGACGAUCGACGACCCAACUUCUUCCGCAACAUCAUUUCUUCUGCUGCCGUCACUGAAAAAGAUGUGGACUUCCUUCUAGCGGAGAUGGACCGUCUGGGUCAAGACAUUGUGGUCGACUAAACUUGCCAAUUUUAAUGACGCCCCCAUCACUAGUCGGGAGGAAUAUGGCGCGAAAGAUUUUAAUAAUAAGGUUUUUUUUUUACUAGAGAUCGCCCUAUUGGCCAGAAUUCAACCUUUUUAAACGACUGCCAAAAGAAGGUGUUAUGUUUUCAAUUUAUGCCUUUUUUGUAUUUCUUUCAGAGAGUCAUGCGUGUUUGUCAAACGCCGUUUGUGCGAUGUUUAUUUUAUUAAUU
Messenger RNA from Chilo suppressalis (striped riceborer), 2187 nucleotides. The record is from the annotation of a GenBank genome assembly. Lineage: Eukaryota; Metazoa; Arthropoda; Insecta; Lepidoptera; Crambidae.